Messenger RNA from Triticum aestivum (bread wheat), 1144 nucleotides. Its product is annotated as RGS1-HXK1-interacting protein 1. The record is from RefSeq and is a predicted model, not a curated record. The transcript is spliced from 9 exons. Lineage: Eukaryota; Viridiplantae; Streptophyta; Magnoliopsida; Poales; Poaceae. Bases 137 to 889 code for a protein of 250 amino acids.
UCGAACGGGCCUAAAAUAGCACUACCCGAAGAAGGGAAGAGAACGCCCAAGGAGGCGAAGAGGAGAGAGAGAGAGAGAGAAAGCCCGAGAGAUCCGCGAACGCACGGUCGCCGGAGAAACUGCGGGAGCCCAGUCGAUGGCGUCAUCGGACACCGGCCGCACGCCGGCGCAAGGCGCGGAAGCCGCCUCCGCCUCCGCCUCCCCCUGGCCUCUCCGCAAGCUCCAGAGCUUUGCGCCAGGGCUGUGGUCACAGUACAAAGCCUACGAGGAUGUGUUUGUCGAGAGGGCUAAAGUUACUAUUUCGGAUGCACUGGUUCUUGCGAGCAAGCAUCAAGCGGAGGCAAUUGGAUGUGCCACUGUCGCAGGGUUCAUCUUGUUCAGAGGAGCUAACAGGUCAGAUCAUCGGAUAUAUUUCGCUUUUAGAGUUGAUGUCGCAAAACCUGUGAAUUUGAUGCAUGCUCGCUCAUGUCUAUUCCGGGUUAAUGGCCCUCGGAGAUUUUUAUACCGCAAUACUCUGGGUCGUUUUAAAACUGAGAAGGAUUUACUGAAUGAUGUUGAACAAAGUAUGAUCGAAUACAAAACAUCUAUUGAGAGCUUGAGAAAGGAUUCCAAAUACACCCUGGACAAAGUAGUCAUUGGUGAAAGUGAUCUGCAGCGUGGCCGAACUGAUUUGAGAUCUACUGGUAAGCAAAUCCAGUCCGUUAUAAGAUCUAUUUACAAAGCAGAAUCCACAGCUGCAGGUUUGAUGGAUCAACUAAGAAUUAUUCCUACAAGACAGUCUCUUGAAUUGCGAGCAGAGGUGGCUUCCAUGGCCUCUGGUUUGAAAAACCGGAGACAUGUCCUGGAAGAAAGGGUGAACCGUAUAUCUGAAUACGGUGUCCGCGUCUGAAUUUCGGCAUAGAACCGCUCCUGGGCCCCUCCAUGGAAUAAACUCAAUUCACUAAGAGACAUGCCACUGAUUAGACAAGCAACAUCUUCUAUGGAUUAUAACCUUGUUUCUGUUGGCAUUUGAAUACGGGGCGAUCAAGAUUACUCGCACAACCAUCGUUGAUUCCCCCAUUUACUAUUGCUUGUGUUGAGCAUUGUUCACUAUUGCGUCUUCCAUCUGCACACAUAAGAAAGGCUUAAGCUAUGUGCUUCGUCA